This is a messenger RNA of Galeopterus variegatus (Sunda flying lemur), 1028 nucleotides long. RefSeq names its product IKBKB interacting protein (gene IKBIP). The transcript is spliced from 2 exons. The record is from RefSeq and is a predicted model, not a curated record. NCBI's taxonomy places the organism in Eukaryota, Metazoa, Chordata, Mammalia, Dermoptera, Cynocephalidae. The coding region runs from base 138 to 875 and encodes 245 amino acids.
UUGUAUUUCAGCAGUCGGAAAAGUUCGCAAAGGUGGAAAACCAAUACCAGUUACUGAAAAUAGAAACUGACGAGUUCCAAGGACUUCAAAGUAAAAUCAGUUUAAUUUCAGAAAAGUGUCAGAAAUCUGAAGCUAUCAUGGAACAAUUGAAGUCUUUUCAAAUAAUUGCUCGUCUAAAGCGUCUACAGGAGGAAAUUUAUGAGGUAAAAACCCGGUCCCACAGGAUAACUGAAAAACAGGAUAUAUUGAACAACAAUUUAACAACUCUUUCUCAAGACAUUACAAAAGUAGACCGAAGUACAACUUCUAUGGCAAAAGAUGCUGGUCUCAAGAUUACAACUGUGAAAACAGAUAUACGACGUAUUUCAGGUUUAGUAAGUGAUGUAACAUCAUUGACAGAUUCUGUGCAAGAACUAGAAAAUAAAAUAGAAAAAGUAGAAAAAAAUACAGUAAAAAACAUAGGUGAUCUUCUUUCAAGUAGCAUUGACCGUACGGCAAUGCUCCGAAAGACAGCAUCUGAAAAUUCACAAAGAAUUAACUCUGUUAGGAAGAUACUGACUGAGCUGAAGAGUGAUUUCAACAAGCACACAGAUAGAUUUUUAAGCUUAGAAAGCGACAGAGCUAAAGUGCUAAAGACAGUGACUUUUGCAAAUGAUCUGAAACCAAAGGUGUAUAAUCUAAAGAAGGAUUUUUCUCGUUUGGAGCCAUUGGUAAAUGAUUUAACACUACGCAUUGGAAGAUUAGUUACUGACUUACUACAAAGAGAGAAAGAAAUUGCUUUCUUAAAUGAAAAAAUAUCUAAUUUAACAACAGUUCGAGCUGAGAUUAAGGAUAUUAGAGAGGAAAUAACGCACAUUUCUGAUAUGGAUGUUUGACAUUAUUUAGAUCAGACUGAGAUAACUUUUAAAAAAUAGGACCUCUGUUAUGUUACUCAAAGACUGAUAAGUCAGAAAUAAUGAUAUUUUGGAGUAAAUAACAUUUCGUAUUUGAUUCUAUAUUGUAUACCAAAAUAAAAUUUUUAAACAGAU